AUGGCAGCCGCGGCUGUUGCUGGCAGCAGCUGGGCUAGGCUGCGUGACUGCAUCAGCGCAUACAGCCCCAGCGAGUCUGUCUCCGACACUUUUGUGUGGUCCUUACACGAUAACGCCGAGUUCACCGUUGCGAGCAUUGCUUCCGUGAUUGAUAGCGCGAAGUCUUGUGCUUGGGAUUAUCAUGUGAUUAAUUCGUUGAAGGUAAUGUGGGAUCUUAAACUUCCUCCCAAGAUUAAGGUCUUUACUUGGCGGCUUUUUAUUGACCGGCUUCCUACUAGAGAUAAUUUGUUGAAAAGAGGUGUGACUAGUGUUGUGUGUCCGAAUUGUGUGAUGUGCGGCUCCUCUCUUGAAUCUUCUUCCCAUUUAUUCUUUUUUUGUCAAGAGGUGAAAGCGGUUUGGAACUAUGUAUUCACGUGGCUUGAUAUAGCGGAGGAGAUUACUGUGGAUGAUUUUCUUAGGUUCGAAGUCAUCCAAGAAAAGGCGUUAGGUGGCAAGCGUAGAAUUGCGAUCAAUUUUGUUUGA
This is a messenger RNA of Vicia villosa (hairy vetch), 522 nucleotides long. RefSeq lists its product as uncharacterized. The coding region runs from base 1 to 522 and encodes 173 amino acids. The transcript has a single exon. The record is from RefSeq and is a predicted model, not a curated record. Lineage: Eukaryota; Viridiplantae; Streptophyta; Magnoliopsida; Fabales; Fabaceae.